AUGACUAUUGCCUUUCUGGGUCUGGCCAUCUACUUGCUCCACUGUGCAACCUGUGAGAAACCCCUAGAAGGAAUCCUUUCAUCUUCAGCUUGGCACUUCACCCACUCCCUCUACAAUGCCACCAUCUAUGAGAACUCUGCGCCCAAAACCUAUGUGGAGAGCUCUGUGAAAAUGGGUGUCUACCUCGCAGAUCCCCAGUGGACAGUGAGGUACCGAAUCAUCUCCGGGGAUGUGGCCAAUGUUUUUAAAACAGAGGAGUACGUGGUGGGCAACUUCUGCUUUUUGAGGAUAAGGACAAAGAGCAGCAACACGGCCCUUCUCAACAGGGAGGUGCGAGACAGCUACACUCUCAUCAUCCAAGCCACGGAGAAGACCUUGGAGUUGGAAGCUUUGGCUCGCGUGGUGGUCCACAUCCUGGACCAGAACGAUCUAAAGCCUCUCUUCUCCCCGCCUUCAUACCGAGUCACCAUCCCUGAGGAUAUACACCCCAGGAGCUCCAUCUGCAAGGUGACUGCCACAGACGCAGACCUGGGCCAGAAUGCCGAGUUCUACUACACCUUCAACACGAGGUCAGAGGUGUUUGCCAUCCAUCCCACCAGCGGUGUGGUCACCGUGGCUGGGAAGCUCAAUGCUACCUGGCAAGGGAAGUAUGAACUGCAGGUGCUGGCCGUGGACCGCAUGCGGAAAAUCUCUGAGGGCAAAGGUUUUGGCAACAUGGCUGCCCUGGUCAUCCAUGUGGAGCCAGCUCUCAGGAAGCCCCCUGCCAUUGUUUCGGUAGCCAUGACUCCACCAGGUGACAAUGAGGAUAUCACCUACGCUACCGUGGUGGUCAACACAGAUGAUUCAGGAACUGCUGUGGAAUCUGUGGAAGUUGUUGGUGGUGACCCUGGAAAGCACUUUAAAGCAAUCAAAUCUUACGCCCAGAGCAACGAGUUCAAUUUGGUGGCCAUCAAAGACAUCAACUGGAUGGAGCACCAGCAAGGCUUCAACCUCAGCCUCCAGGCCACGGGUGGGGGCAGAUCUCCUUCCCAUUCCCCGCCCUGGGGCUUCCACCUGCCUGCCUCUGCACUGGUUUCUCUCCGAUUCGAGAAGACUACCUACAGGGUGCAGCUUAGUGAGUUUGCCCCCCCUGGCAGCCGCGUGGUGAGGGUGAGAGUAACUCCGGCCUUCCCCAACCUGCAGUAUGUGCUGAAGCCAUCCCCUGGGAGCACAGAGUUCAGACUGAACACACGCACUGGGUUGAUCACCACCACGAGGUUCAUGGACGUGCACGAUGGCACUCACUACCAGCUGCAUGUCAGAACCACCCUAGGCCUGGCCUCUACAGUGGUCAUCAUUGACAUCAUGGACUGUAACAACCAUGCCCCUAUUUUCAACAGAUCUUCCUACGAGGGCACCCUGGAUGAGAACAUCCCUCCAGGCACCAGCGUUCUGGCGGUCACUGCCACAGACUUGGAUCCUGGGGAGAACGGGUUCAUCACUUACUCCAUCACUGGUCCCAAAGGCGUGCCAUUUUCCAUCGAUCCUUAUCUGGGGAUCAUCUCCACCUCCAAACCCAUGGACUACGAGCUCAUGAGAAGAGUUUAUACCUUCCGGGUUCGGGCAUCAGAUUGGGGCUCCCCCUUUCGCCGAGAGAAGGAAGUAUCCAUUUCUCUCAGGCUCCAGAACUUGAACGACAACCAGCCUAUGUUUGAGGAUGUCAACUGCACAGGAUCUAUUGGCCGAGACUGGCCGGUGGGGAAGUCAGUGAUGACCAUGUCAGCCAUAGAUGUGGAUGAGCUACAGAACCUAAGAUACGAGAUUGUGUCAGGCAACGAGCUAGACUAUUUUGACAUCCAUCACUUCUCUGGAGUGGUAUCCCUCAAGCGGUCUUUGAUAAAUCUUACUGUGGGUCAACCCACCAGCUAUUCACUCAAGAUUACAGCCUCCGACGGCAAAAACUAUGCUUCUCCCACCACGCUGAAUCUCACUGUGGUAAAGGAUCCUCGUUUUGAGGUCCCCGUGACCUGUGAUAAGACAGGGGUACUGGCACAUUUCACAAAGACCAUCCUUCACUCGGUUGGACUUCAGAACCAGGAGUCCAAUGAGGAUGAGUUCAUGUCCUUUAGCAUGUAUCAGGCCAAUCGUCACCCCCCGCAGUUUGAGGACCACUUCCCCCAGUCCAUUGACAUCCUUGAGCGUGUCCCCAUUGACACCCCCUUGGCCCGCCUGGCAGCCACUGACCCUGAUGCUGACUUUAAUGGCAAACUGGUCUAUGUGAUUGCAGAUGGCAACGAGGAGGGCUGCUUUGAUAUUGAACUGGAGACAGGGUUGCUCUCCGUAGCUGCUUUGCUGGAUUACGAAACCACCAGCUUCUAUAUCCUCAAUAUAACUGUGUAUGACCUCGGCACUCCCCAGAAGUCCUCCUGGAAGCUCUUGACGGUGAACGUGAAAGACUGGAAUGACAACGCCCCCAGAUUCCCUCCAGGAGGGUACCAGCUAACCAUCUCGGAGAACACAGAUGUUGGAACCACAAUCGCAGUGCUGAAAACAGAAGAUGCCGACUCUGAGGACAAUGGGAGGGUUCGCUACUCCCUGCUGAGCCCAACAGAAAAGUUCUCCCUGCACCCUCUCACCGGGGAACUGGUUGUCACGGGACCCCUCGACCGGGAAUCAGAACCUCAGCAUGUCCUCAAGGUGGAGGCCAGGGACCAGCCUCGCAAGGGCCACCAGCUCUUCUCUGUCACAGACCUCAUAGUCACGUUGGAGGACACCAAUGACAACUCCCCACAGUGUAUCACAGAGUUCAGCAGCCUGAAGGUUCCAGAGGACCUGCCCCCAGGCACAAUCUUGGCCUUCUUGGACGCCUCUGACCCCGACCUGGGCUCUGCAGGUGAAGUGCGUUAUGUCCUAUUAGAUGAUGCCCAUGGGACCUUCAGGGUGGACCUGACGACUGGCGCACUGAGUCUAGAAAGGGAGCUGGACUUUGAGAGGCGGGCUGGAUACAAUCUGAGCCUGUGGGCCAGUGACAGUGGGAAGCCCGUGGCCCGCAAGACUCUGUGCCACGUGGAGGUGAUAGUCCUGGAUGUGAACGAGAACCUCCACCCGCCACGCUUCGCCUCUUUUGUGCACCAGGGCCAGGUGCAGGAGAACAGCCCCUCGGGAACUCCAGUGCUGCUGGUGGCUGCUCACGAUGACGACAGUGGCCUGGACGGGGAGCUCCAGUACUUCCUGCGGGCUGGCACUGGUCUUGCUGCCUUCAGCAUCAAUCAGGACACAGGAAUGAUCCAGACUCUGGCACCCUUGGACCGCGAGUUUGCACCCUUUUAUUGGCUGACGGUACUGGCGGUGGACAGGGGUUCCGUGGCCCUCUCUGCUGUCACUGAAGUCUACAUAGAGGUCACAGAUGCCAAUGACAACCCACCCCGCAUGUCGAGACCUGUGUUCUACACCUCCAUCCUGGAGGGUGUGCCAGUGGGCACCUCCGUGCUUCAGCUGGAAGCCUGGGACCCAGACUCCAGCUCCAAAGGGAAGCUGACCUUCAAUAUCACCGGCGGGGACCACAUGGGAUUCUUUAGUAUUCACCCUUUCACAGGUCUCCUCUCCUCUGCCCGGCAGCUGGACCGGGAGAACAAGGAAGAACACAUCCUGGAGGUGACUGUCCUCGACAAUGGAGAACCCACCCUGAAGUCCACAUCGAGGGUGGUGGUGCACAUCUUGGAUGUCAAUGACAACCCACCUGUGUUCUCCCACAAGCUCUUCAAAGUCCGCCUUCCUGAGAAGCUGAACCCAGCAUCACCUGCGCCAGUGUACAGGCUGGUGGCCUCAGACCUGGAUGAGGGGCUCAAUGGCAAGAUCAGCUACAGUAUUGAGGAGAGUGAAGAGGAGGGCUUCAGCAUCGACCCCACCACGGGUGUCGUGUCAUCCAGCAGCAUCUUUGCAGCUGGAGAGUACAACAUCCUCACGAUCAAAGCAACAGACAGCGGGGAGCCGCCACUCUCAGCCAGUGUUCGGCUACACAUAGAGUGGAUCCCCACACCUCGUCCAUCCUCUAUGCCACUGGUCUUUGAGGAGACUCACUACAGCUUCACAGUCAUGGAGACAGACCCUGUGAACCACAUGGUGGGGGUCAUCAGUGUAGAGGGUAGACCCGGCCUCUUCUGGUUCAACAUCUCAGGUGGAGAUAAAGACAUGGACUUUGACAUUGAGAAGACUACAGGCAGCAUUGUCGUUGCCAGGCCUCUCGAUACGAGGAGGAGGUCGAGCUAUAACUUGACCGUGGAGGUGACGGAUGGCUCCCACACCAUUGCCACCCAGGUUGACAUCUUCAUGAUUGCUAACAUUAACCACCAUCGGCCUCAGUUUCUAGAAUCUCAUUAUGAGGUCAGGGUUCCCCAGGAUACCCUGCCUGGGGUGGAACUCCUUCGGGUCCAGGCCACGGAUCAAGAUCAGGGCAAGGGGCUCAUCUAUACCAUACACAGCAGCCAAGACCCAGAAAGUGCCAGUCUCUUCCAGCUAGACCCCAGCAGUGGUGUUUUGGUAACUGUGGGGAAGCUGGAGCUGAGCUCGGGGCCCUCCCAGCACACACUGACAGUUAUGGUCCGAGACCAGGAAAUGCCCAUCAAGAGGAACUUUGUGUGGGUGACCAUUCACGUGGAAGAUGGAAAUCUCCACCCACCUCACUUCACCCAGCUCCAUUAUGAGACAAGUGUUCCCGACACUGUAGCCCCCGGUACGGAGCUGCUGCAGGUCCGCGCCACAGAUGCUGACCGGGGAGCUAAUGCUGAGGUCCACUACUCCCUCUUGAAAGGAAACAGUGUGGAUUUUUUCACCAUCAAUGCCCUACUAGGCAUCAUCACCGUAGCCCAGAAACUCGACCAGACAAGUCGUGCCCGGCACACUCUGACAGUGAAGGCUGAGGAUCAAGGCACCCCAAGGCGGCAUGCCCUGGCGACAGUGAUCAUUCAUGUGCACCCCUCUGACAGCAGUGCCCCCAUCUUUUCCAAAGUGGAAUACUUCAUAGAGGUCCCAGAGUCCAUCCCCAUUGGUUCUCCAAUCCUCCUCAUCUCUGCUACAAGCUCCUCUGAAGUCACUUAUGAGCUAAGGGAGGGAAACAAAGAUGAUGUGUUCUCCAUAAACUCAUAUUCAGGCCUCAUUUCCACCCAGAAGAUCUUGGACCAUGAGAAAAUCUCUUCCUACCAGCUGAAAAUCCGCGCCAGCAACAUGGCGGGUGCGUUUUCUGAUGUCAUGGUACUUAUUUACAUAAUAGAUGAAAAUGAUAACACUCCCAUGUUCUCAAAGUCAACUUUUGUGGGCCACAUCAGUGAAGCUGCCCCAUUACACAGCAUGGUCAUGGAUGAAGAAAACAACCCCUUUGUGAUUCAUGCUUCUGACAGGGACAAGGAAGCCAACUCCUUGUUGGUCUAUAAAAUUUUGGAGCCAGAGGCUCUGAAGUUUUUCAGAAUUGAUCCCAGCAUGGGAACCCUGACCAUUGUAUCAGAGAUGGAUUAUGAGAGCAUGCCUUCCUUCCAAUUCAGUGUCUAUGUCCACGACCAAGGGAGCCGCAUUUUAUUUGCGCCCAAGCCUGCCAAAGUCAUCAUUAAUGUCACAGACGUGAACGACUCUCUUCCCAAGUUCUCAGAACAGAUCUAUGAAGUGGCUAUCGUGGGACCUGUCCAUCCAGGUAUGGAGCUCCUGACAGUGCAGGCCAGGGAUGACGAUUCUGAAGUCAGUUACAGCAUCAAAACUGGCAAUGCUGAUGAAGCUGUUGCCAUCCAUCCCAUCACUGGCCAAAUCUCUGUGCUGAAUCCUGCCCUCCUGGGACUCUCUCGGAAGCUCACUGUCAGGGCUUCAGAUGGCCUCUAUCAAGAUACUGCUGUGGUAAAAAUUGCUUUGACCCAAGUUGUUGACACAAGCUUACAGUUUGACCAGGAUGUUUAUAAGGCAACAGUGCAGGAAAAUUUACAAGACAGAAAGGCACUGGUAAUUCUUGGUGUCCGGGGUAAUCAUUUGAAUGACACCCUCUCCUACUUCCUCUUGAAUGGCACAGAUAUGUUUCGUAUGGUCAAGUCAGCAGGUGUACUGCAGACGAGAGGCGUGGCAUUCGACCGAGAGCAGCAGGACACUCACGAGGUGGUGGUGGAAGUGAGGGACAACAGGACUCCUCAGCGGGUGGCUCAGGCUCUCGUCAGAGUCUCUGUUGAGGAUGUCAAUGACAAUUCCCCCAGGUUUAAGCAUCUGCCUUAUUACACAAUCAUCCAAGACGGCACAGAGCCAGGGGAUGUCCUCUUUCAGGUCUCUGCCACUGAUGAGGACUUGGGACCAAACGGGAUAGUCACAUAUGCGUUUGCAGAAGAUUACAUGUAUUUCCGAAUUGACCCUUAUCUGGGGGACAUAUCGCUCAAGAAACCUUUUGAUUAUCAAGCUUUAAAUAAGUAUCACCUUAAAGUUAUUGCUCGGGAUGGAGGGAUUCCAUCACUCCAGACAGAGGAGAGGGUGCUUGUCACUGUGAGAAAUAAAUCCAACCCACUCUUUCAGAGUCCUUACUACAAAGUCAGAGUGCCUGAGAAUAUCACGCUCUAUACUCCGAUUCUGCACACUCAGGCCCGGAGUCCAGAGGGACUCCGGCUCAUCUAUAACAUUGUGGAGGAGGAGCCACUGAUGCUUUUCACCACCGACUUUAAAACUGGCGUCCUAACAGUGACAGGGCCUCUGGACUAUGAGUCGAAGACCAAACAUGUGUUCACGGUCAGAGCCACAGACACAGCUCUGGGGUCAUUUUCGGAAGCCACAGUGGAAGUCCUAGUAGAGGACAUCAAUGAUAAUGCUCCCACUUUCUCCCAGUUGGUCUAUACCACUUCGGUCUCUGAGGGCUUGCCUGCUCAGACCCCCGUGAUCCAACUGUUGGCUUCUGACCAAGACUCGGGGCAGAACCAGGAUGUCUCCUAUCACAUCGUGGAGGAUGGCUCAGAUGUUUCCAAAUUCUUCCAGAUCAACGGUAGCACAGGGGAGCUGUCCACAGUCCGAGAACUGGAUUAUGAAGCGCAACAACACUUUCAUGUGAAGGUCAGGGCCAUGGACAGAGGAGAUCCUCCACUUACUGGUGAAACCCUUGUGGUUGUCAAUGUGUCUGACGUUAAUGACAACCCCCCAGAGUUCAGACAACCUCAGUAUGAAGCCAAUGUCAGUGAGCUAGCAACCUGUGGACACUUGGUUCUUAAAGUGCAAGCUCUUGACCCUGACAGCCAGGACACUUCCAAUCUGGAAUACCUGAUUCUUUCUGGCAAUCAGGACCGGCACUUCACCAUCAACAGCUCAUCAGGCAUAAUUUCUAUGUUCAACCUUUGCAAAAAGCAACUGGAUUCAUUCUACAAUUUGAGGGUAGGUGCUUCUGAUGGGGUCUUCCGAGCAACUGUGCCUGUCUACAUUAACACCACGAAUGCCAACAAGUACAGCCCCGAGUUCCAGCAGCAUGUUUAUGAGGCAGAAUUAGCAGAGAAUGCAAAGGUGGGAACCAAGGUGAUAGAGUUGUUGGCUAUAGACAAAGACAGUGGGCCCUAUGGCACUGUUGAUUAUACUAUCAUCAAUAAACUAGCAGGGGAGAAGUUCUCCAUUAACCCCACUGGCCAGAUUGCCACUCUGCAAAAACUGGAUCGAGAAAAUUCAACAGAAAGAGUCAUUGCUAUCAAGGUCAUGGCUCGGGAUGGAGGAGGAAGAGUGGCCUUCUGCACCGUAAAGAUCAUCCUCACAGAUGAAAAUGACAAUGCCCCCCAGUUCAAAGCAUCUGGAUACACUGUGUCCAUCCCAUCCAAUGUCAGCAAAGACUCCCCAGUCAUCCAGGUGCUGGCUUAUGAUGCAGAUGAAGGUCGGAACGCAGACGUCACAUACUCUGUGGACUCAAUGGAGGACUUGGCAGAAGAAAUCAUUGAGGUCAACCCAAUAACUGGUGUGGUCAAGGUGAAGGAGAGCCUGGUAGGAUUGGAAAACCAGGCCUUUGACUUCAAAAUCAAAGCCCAAGAUGGGGGCCCUCCUCACUGGGACUCUCACGUGCCAGUGAGACUUCAGGUUGUUCCCAAUGAAGUAGCUUUGCCUAAAUUUUCUGAACCUCUCUACUCUUUCUCGGCCUCUGAAGACCUUCCAGAGGGGUCUGAAAUUGGAUUUGUUAAAGCUGUGGCAGCUCAAGAUCCCAUCAUCUACAGUCUAGUGCAGGGCACCACGCCGGAGAGCAACAAGGAUGGCGUCUUCUCCUUGGACCAAGACACAGGGGUCCUAAAGGUGAAGAAGGCCUUGGACCAUGAGUCCACCAAAUGGUACCAGAUUGAUCUGAUGGCCCAUUGCCCCCACGAGGACACAGACUUGGUGUCUUUGGUCUCUGUCAACAUCCAAGUAAAAGAUGUCAAUGACAAUAGACCUGUCUUUGAGGCUGAUCCAUACAAAGCUUUCCUCACAGAGAAUAUGCCAGGGGGAACCACAGUCAUCCAAGUGACAGCCAAUGACCAGGACACUGGGAAUGAUGGCCGGGUGAGCUACAGGCUGUCAUCAGAUGCUGGCAACAAUAUCCAUGAGCUUUUUGCCAUUGAUAGUGAAACUGGAUGGAUUACCACACUCCAGGAACUUGACUGUGAAACCCGCCAGAACUACCAGUUUCAUGUGGUGGCCUAUGACCAUGGACAGACCAUUCAGCUAUCUUCUCAGGCACUGGUAGAGGUUUCAGUUACAGAUGAGAAUGACAAUGCUCCCCGAUUCGCUGCAACAGACUACAGAGGCUCUGUGGUAGAGAACAGUGAGCCUGGGGAACUUGUGGUCACUUUGAAGACCUUGGAUGCGGACAUCUCUGAGAAGAACAGGCAGGUCACCUGCUAUAUCACAGAGGGAGAUCCUCUGGGCCAGUUUGGCAUCAGUCAAGUUGGGGAUGAGUGGAGAAUUUCUUCGAGGAAGAUCCUGGACCGUGAGCACAUGGCCAAGUACUUGCUCAGGAUCACAGCAUCUGAUGGCAAAUUCCAGACUUCCGUCCCAGUGGAGGUUUUUGUCCUGGACAUCAAUGACAACAGUCCCCAGUGUUCCCAGCUUGUCUACACUGGCAAAGUCCAGGAAGAUGUGCCCCCGGGGCACUUCAUUUUGAAAGUGUCUGCCACAGACAUGGACACGGACACCAAUGCUCAGAUCACGUAUUCUCUGCAUGGUCCGGGGGCACAUGAGUUCAAGAUGGAUCCACAUACAGGGGAGCUGAGCACACUCACAGGCUUGGACCGAGAGAGGAAGGAGCUGUACAACCUUGUAACCAAGGCAACAGAUGGAGGCGGCCGUUCAUGCCAGGCAGACAUCACCCUGCAGGUGGAGGAUGUGAAUGACAAUGCCCCACGGUUCUUUCCAAGCCACUGCUCCGUGGCCGUCUUUGACAACACCACAGUGAAGACCCCGGUGGCUGUUGUAUUUGCCCGGGAUCCUGACCAAGGCAUCAACGCCCAGGUGGUUUACUCCUUGACCGACUCUGCGGAAGGCCACUUUUCCAUCGACGCCACCACGGGUGUGAUCCGCCUAGAGAAGCCGCUGAGGGCCAGGCCCCAGGCGGCACUGGAGCUAACAGUACGUGCCUCGGACCUGGGCACCCCUAUCCCGCUCUCCACGCUGGGCACUGUCACAGUCUCCGUGGUGGGUCUUGAGGACUACCUGCCCGUGUUCCUGAGCCCUGAGCAUGGCAUACGGGUACGGGAGGAUACGCCGCUGGGCACCGAGGUGCUGCACCUGGCCCCGCUCACUCGUCCUGGCUCUGAGAAGAGCGGCUACAGUGUGGUCAGCGGCAAUGAGCAGGGGAGCUUCCGCCUGGACACACGUACAGGGAUCCUGUAUGUCAACCGGAGCCUGGAUUUUGAAACGAGCCCCAAGUACUUCCUUUCCAUCGAGUGCAGCCGCAAGGGCUCUUCUGCCCUCAGUGACACGAUCACUGUGGUGGUCAAUGUGACUGAUAUCAACGAACACCGGCCCAGAUUCCCUCAGGAGCUCUAUGGCCUGAAGGUCUUGGAGAACGCAAUGGUGGGGGACGUGGUCUUCACGGUGACAGCGACGGAUGCAGAUGGACCCCUAAAUAGUGCCAUUACGUAUAGUCUCGUGGAAGGGGACCAGCUUGGGCACUUCACCAUCCAUCCCAAGAAGGGGGAACUACAGGUGGCAAGAGCCCUGGAUUGGGAACAGACCCCUAGCUAUUCCCUGAAGCUCCGAGCCACAGACAGUGGGCAGCCCCCUCUGCAUGAGGACACAGACGUCGCUAUCCAAGUGGUUGAUGUCAAUGACAACCCGCCAAGAUUCUUCCAGCUCAACUACAGCACCACCAUCCAGGAGAACUCCCCCAUUGGCAGCAAAGUCUUGGAACUGAUCCUGAGCGACCCAGACUCUCCACAGAAUGGCCCCCCAUAUUCCUUCCAAAUCACCAAGGGGAAUACUGGCUCUGCUUUCCGAGUGACGCCAGAUGGCUGGCUGGUGACCACCAUGGGCCUGAGCAGGAGGCUCCAGGAAUGGUACCAGCUGCACAUUGAGGUAUCAGACAGCGGCAUCCCGCCCCUCUCAUCUUCCACCUUGGUCAGCAUCCACGUCACAGAGCAGAGCCAAUACCCACCGUCCGCCCUGCCCCUUGAAAUCUUCAUCACCAUCGGCGAGGAGGAGUUCCAGGGAGGCAUGGUGGGCAAAAUCCAUGCCACUGACCAAGACCCACAGGACACACUAACCUAUCGGCUGGCAGAAGAGGAGACACUGGGCAGCCGCUUCUCCGUGGGCACUCCCGAUGGCAAGAUUAUUGCCAUGCAGGGUCUGCCUCCUGGCCGCUACUCUUUCAACGUCACAGUCAGCGAUGGGACCUUCAGCACUGUGGCUGGGGUCCACGUGCAUGUGUGGCACAUGGGGCGGGAAGUGCAGCAGCCAGCUGUGUGGAUGGGCUUCCACCAGCUCACACCAGAGGAGCUGGUGAGCGACCACUGGCGGAACCUGCAGAGGUUCCUCAGCAACAAGCUGGAUAUCAGGCGAGCCAACAUCCACUUGGCCAGCCUACAGCCUGCAGAGGCCGCAGCUGGUGUGGACGUGCUCCUGGUCUUUGAGGGGCAUACUGGAACCUUCUACAAGCUGCAGGAGCUGGCAGCCAUCAUCACGCGCUCAGCCAAGGAGAUGGAGCACGCAGUGGGAAUUCAGAUGAGAUCAGCUAUGCCCGUGGUGCCCUGCCAGGGACCAAGCUGCCAGGGUCAAGGCUGCCAAGAGACAGUGCACCUGGACCCCGAGGUUGGGCCCACAUAUAGCACGGCCAGGCUCAGCAUCCUCACCCCACGGCACCGCCUUGAGCAGAACUGCUCUUGCAAUGGCACUGCUGCAAGUUUCCGUGGACAAAGUUAUGUGCGGUACAGACCACCUGAGGCUCAGAAUUGGCACAUCCAUUUCUACCUGAAAACGCUCCAGUCGCAGGCCGUUCUCCUGGUCACCAAUGAGACAGCAUCGAUUUCCCUGAAGCUGGCCAAUGGCAUGCCCCAGCUGGAAUACCACUGCCCAGGUGGAUUCCAUGGAAACCUAUCCUCACAGCACCAAGUGAAUGAUUACGAGUGGCACUCCAUCCUGCUGGAGCAGACAACUGCUUCCAUUCAGCUGUCAGUUGAUGGCGUGGCCAACACCUCCCUCCUGGUCGCAGAGAACUGCUAUGCUCUGAGGCCCACAAGACACCUCCUGCUGGGUGGCCUUGUCUUGCAUCCUUCCUCAAAUGUCUCUCAAGGCUUUGAAGGCUGCAUGGACGCCCUUGUGGUCAAUGGAGAGGAACUUCUGAUCCAUGGCAAGAAGUUGGCAGGCUUGCUGGAGAGGCAGGCCCUCACCCAGUGCUGCUCCCCUCGAGACAACUGCCACCACAACCCAUGCCUCAACGGCGGGAGGUGCUCCCAGACCCACGGGGCAGGAUAUGUCUGCACGUGUCCCCUACCAUUCUCCGGAAAGCACUGUGAACGAACACGGGAGAACUGCACCACCAUACCUUGCCUGGAGGGUACAACUUGCGUCUCCUCCUCGGAAGGGGCUUCCUGCAUCUGCCCACACCUCUCCACUGGAGGCCGGUGUGAAAUGGAAGCAAGAGGCUGCUCCGAAGGACACUGCCUGGUCACUCCAGAGAUCAAGAGGGGAGACUGGGGCCAGCAGGAGCUGCUCAUUGUCCUCGUUACUGCCACUUUUGUCAUCCUCACCACCGUGGGCUUUCUCUUCUACUGCCGCCGCUGCAAGUCACACAAGCCCGUAGCCAUAGAGGACCCAGACCUCCUGGCAAGAAGUGUGGGUGUUGACACCCAAACCAUGCCAACCCUCGAGCUCAACCCCCUGGGCGAUACCAGCUCCUGCGACAACCUACACCAGCCCGAGCCCAGCAAGAGCUCGGUGCCAAGUGAGCUGGUCACCUUUGGGCCCAGCUCGAAGCAGCGGCCCAUGGUUUGCAGCGUGCCUCCCAGGCUCCCACCCACCGUGGUCCCUUCUCACAGGAAUGCCGAGCCCAUCAUCAAGAGAAGCUGGUCGGGAGAAGAGAUGGUGUACCCAGGCGGAGCAGCAGUCUGGCCCCCCACCUACUCCAGGAAAGAACGCUGGGAGUACCCACACGCCGAUGCCAAGCAGGGUCCUCCGCAGCCCUCGCUGCACCGCCACUCCACCCCGGCGGCCUUGAUGCCCGAGCCCGCAGGCCUCUAUGGGGGCUUCCCCUUCCCCCUGGAGAUGGAGAACAAGAGGGCGCCCCUCCCGCCCCGUUACAGCAACCAGAACCUGGAAGACUUACUGCCCCCACGGCCCCCCAGUCCCCGAGAGCACCUGCUGGCCCCCUGCCUCAACGAGUACACAGCCAUCAGCUACUACCACUCGCAGGUCCGGCAGGCCGGGGCAGGACCCUGCCUGGCCGAGGGCGGCUACAAGGGGGUGAGCAUGCGCCUCAGCCGGGCGGGGCCCUCUUACGCCCACUGCGAGGGAGAGGGGCCGCCUCCUGCAGUUCGCGGCCACCCUCGGAACCCUCCCAACUACGCAGGCUCCGACAUGGUGGAGAGCGAUUACGGGAGCUGUGAGGAGGUCAUGUUCUAG
Ochotona princeps (American pika) is the source of this 13053-nucleotide messenger RNA. It is a transcript of the gene FAT2, whose product is annotated as FAT atypical cadherin 2. Gene Ontology annotation, molecular function: calcium ion binding. The coding region runs from base 1 to 13053 and encodes 4350 amino acids. The record is from RefSeq and is a predicted model, not a curated record. NCBI's taxonomy places the organism in Eukaryota, Metazoa, Chordata, Mammalia, Lagomorpha, Ochotonidae. Gene Ontology annotation, biological process: homophilic cell-cell adhesion. Gene Ontology annotation, cellular component: plasma membrane; adherens junction. The transcript has 23 exons.